ACAUCUCAAAAUAAAUUAUUUAACUUUUUAUAAGUAAACAACUGAAAACCAACUAAGUCAAUAUCAUUUUUCCCUUUAUAUUCCAAAACACCUUCAAAUUUGCACCAUCCAAUCCCAAAAUGUCGAAAUUACCCUUUGUUUAACAAUCUCCCACCAACCAUAUCAUAAUUUGAAGUUAAAACAUUGUUGUCCUCCUUUGCAUAGUCCCAACACUAUGGAAUCACUAACCCAAAAAAUUGCUCUCAAAUUAACCAAGGCCAAUUUCGUCCAAGAAAAAUUAACAAUUACAAACAAAUAUUACCAUAAGGACAAUUUAGUCCAAAUAAAAUCACCAACCAACACCACCAUUACCACCACCCUAACUACUACCCAUCACACUAGAAAUACUCGGGUUUUUCCACCUAUCUGUGUGUCCAAAAUAUCUGCUGGAACCGGAGCAGGUGAAGAAUCCGAGUUGAAAACGACCCGGAUCCGGAUCCGAGAUCCAGUAAGCUCAACAGAUAUGGCAGCCUCUCAUGAUGUUAAAGAUGCUCGUAUUGCUGGGAUUUCUUCUGCUAUUCGGGUCAUACCCGAUUUUCCUAAACCCGGGAUUAUGUUUCAGGAUAUAACAACUUUGCUUCUUGAUACUAAGGCGUUUAAGGACACUAUUGAUUUGUUUGUUGAGAGAUACAAGGACAAGAACAUCAGUGUCGUUGCAGGUAUUGAAGCAAGAGGUUUUAUAUUUGGUCCUCCCAUUGCAUUGGCCAUUGGAGCAAAAUUUGUCCCAAUGAGGAAACCCAAGAAGUUGCCUGGGGAGGUUAUUUCCGAAGAGUAUUCCUUGGAGUACGGGACAGACAAGAUGGAGAUGCAUGUAGGUGCCGUGGAAGCUGGUGAACGUGCUCUUGUGGUAGAUGAUCUUAUUGCGACAGGAGGGACCCUAAAUGCUGCGAUUAGGCUCCUAGAGCGUGUUGAAGUUGAGGUGGUCGAGUGUGCAUGUGUCAUUGAAUUGCCAGAAUUGAAG
This is a messenger RNA of Capsicum annuum, 1000 nucleotides long. RefSeq names its product adenine phosphoribosyltransferase 1. The record is from RefSeq and is a predicted model, not a curated record. Gene Ontology annotation, cellular component: cytoplasm; cytosol. Gene Ontology annotation, biological process: adenine salvage. Gene Ontology annotation, molecular function: adenine phosphoribosyltransferase activity. NCBI's taxonomy places the organism in Eukaryota, Viridiplantae, Streptophyta, Magnoliopsida, Solanales, Solanaceae.